UUAGUCUACGGCUGCGGCCAGUUGGUUGCCGAACACCCUCUCUGCGUCGGCUCCCAUCACCUGCCGCACCACCUUCACUGUCUCGGGGAACCUGCCGGCUCCGACCCCCAUCACCGGAGGCUCCGUCGUGUGGAGGUAGGUGACGGCAACGGUGGGGGUGCUGAAGAUGGAGAUGUGGGUCUCGAAUUGGUGGUCGGGCUUGUCGCCAUGCAGCACUAUCACUCGGUAGAAGUCUUCAAGUGCCGGACGGUGGCUGGUGCUGAUGGUGUGACAGCCCCAGAUGGGCGGCGGCUGAGUGGUCAGCUGCCGCUGAAGAGAAAGGCAGAUAUGACAAUGAGCGAGUGGGGCAGCUGGUGAGGCAAUCGUGUUGUGUGGGUGUGUAUAACUGACCAGUCGGUUCAACCGUGUGGCAUCGUUGGACCGGUCGACAUACUGGACCACGGCCUCCGACCCUCCGAAACGCAACCUGACCGAACACAUCACGGCAGAGCGGUGCAGCCAAUGUGUUUGUGUGUUUGUGUGUAUCCCAUUCUACUCAUCUCCCUCACUCCUCCAACACAGCGUCGCGAACUAAGCAUACUCAUUUACUAUACACAGGCGGACACACGCAACCAAAUGAUCCAUUGCCUUCCUCCCUCCCCUCCCCCUCUCGCUCACUGAUCAUCUCACACACGGGGUUCAUCUCACACACGGGGUUGGCCUCGUCGUAUCCAUUGCGGAAGGGAUGGUCGGCCGGCAGUGUCUGCAGUGGGCGGAUGGUCAGCCGACGCCCAUCCAGCCGCUCCUCGCCAUUGAAGCGCAGCACAAUCAUGUUGAUGUGCCGCUUGAUGAGUGAGAGCUGCCGCACAGCCUCACACCGCCCGUCAAACACCGCCCGGCUGCCCACCGCCUCCACAUCAGCACUGCUCAGCUCUAUCGGCAACUGCCCGCCUCCCCGCCCCUGAUGCUUGGCCACCCUGAUGAUCGGCACCGUCGCCGCCCACUCGCCACUCUGCUGGAUGAUGUGCAGGAGCCGCAGCAGAUGACCGACGGAUGGCAUGUCAUAGCUGAGGAUCUCCUCGAGGCCCUUGGCGACGAGCUGUGCAUACAGCAGCCGCAGCAGAUGACCGACGGAUGGCAGGUUGUAGUUGAGGAUGGGCAGGUCAUAGCUGAUGAUGUCCUGGAGGCCCUUGGCGACGAGCUGUGCAUCGAUCUGCGUCUUGACAUAGGCCUCCGACACACGUUGGCUGCCGAGUGUGCAGGUGCGGCGGAGGCGGGCGAGGCCGCCGGGGCCGAGCAGAGCGAAGACGACGUCACGCUCGACGUCCGGUGGCAGGUCGAACAGGCCAAUGUGCUGGCCGGGCUGAGGGGAAAGGCGGCAGAAUGAGAGAUAUGUGUGGCUGUCUGUGUGGCUGUCUGUGUGGCUGUUUGUGUGUGUGUGUACCGUGUUGCCGUCGGACUGAUCUCGGGGCGCUCUCUCGACUAACGCGAAGCCCUCAUACAUCUGCACACACCACAACACACACACACACACACACACAAGGUGGAUCCCUCAGCAGCCACCAGGCCAAUGGACACAUGAGAAUGCCUACCUGUUGGCCGUGCGGCGAUGUGUUGGCCUGGUGCGGCACUUUAACAGUGAACUCCUUUGUCCCCUCUACCGCCCUCAUGGACACUCUCGUCCCUCCGCCGGUCUCCUCAGUGCGAUAGACGUCGGCCUUGACGUAGACCUGCUUGCUCUUCUCCCGAUUGGCCGUCACCAUCCACACACGAGUGCCGGUCUUGUAGCGCUCGCGGGACGACGGCGGCAUCUGAUGGAUGGAUGGAUGAAUGGAUGAACCAAAUGAUUGAGUGAAUGAGCUACACGUACCUGUGGCUGCGGGAGGUCUGCAGCAGCUGCAGAUGAAGAUGAGGCUGCAGCUGCCAUGGCGCCGCACAGUGACUGGCCAAACACAGACGCCUGCAAACAAGAGUGCAGAGGCACAGAAUGCGAAUCCCAUCCCUCCAGCUGGCCAUUCCUCUCAUCUUUCAACGCUCACCGAUUCACAGAUGUGAGUACGGCCUCUCAGUGAAGGCUUCUCAUCGCCAAGAGCUCACAGUGAAAGCAGUGAGCGCCAUUUGCAUUACAAUCCGGCGCGAUCAUCUCCCCCCAGCGGAGCUCGUAAUGAGCGCUGGGCGGCAAGAAGGCACCCAGCUGCUGCGUCAGUGCAGGGGGAGCGAAGACAACGAUGAAUGAGUGAAUGACUGGCACUGUGGCAGCUAUCAGUCAUUGCUUGCCUGGUCCUCCGGCGGAACACCACCGAAUCCCAUAAAGGGAUUCUUCACAAGGUUCUUCACCAU
Messenger RNA from Vitrella brassicaformis, 2319 nucleotides. Lineage: Eukaryota; Vitrellaceae. The record is from the annotation of a GenBank genome assembly.